AUGAGACCAGGGGAGUCUCCUUCGGAGGAGGCCAGUCGGUUACUUGCUGACUCGGAAGAGGGGCGGUGUGAGAUAUCCAAGGCGUGUUCGUACAAAAUUAUUGACUUCGACGCCAACGGCGACUGGGGGAACUCGCCUGAGUGGCCAACGCCGUCCCACAAAGGGUAUUGUUGCCUUGCCGGUAUCUACCGGGUUCAUGGAAUAUGCGGGGCUACUUCCGCUGCCGUGUUAUCCGUGACGAUGUGGGAGCUGGGCGAAGCGGCGGUCCCCUACUUAUCGUGUGGCUAUCCAAGAUGCGCUCUCUCGCAGACGAUGCCACGGUUCGUCGCCGCCCGCGCGCUGAUGAGCAUGAUGGUAACCUCCAACGUUCCAAGUCCGGCCGUUAUUGGCAAUAUGAUCUCGCCCGAGGAGCAAGGCAAGGCUGCAGGCCUAAUCUUGUUCGCACCUAUGCUAGGUGGCACCGUGGGGCCUGUUGUUGGCGGCUUGACCACGCAGGUUCUGGGCUGGCGCUUUGUGUUUUGGAUAUGCUUUGCCAUAGCAGGUGUCUGCGAGCUCGUCUUCUUCGCCUACUUCCAGGAAACAUACAAAGUCGCUAUCCUGUGUCGGAGAUCAGCCAGGCUACGCGAAGAGACCGGGAAUACCUUCACGUAUGGCACAUCCGGGGAGGGCUUGGGCCUCGGGCAGUGCCCCGCCGACCUGUCAGCUUCCAUUGUGCGGUCAACGGUGGUGCUCUUUAGCUCUGGCGUCUUGGUAGUCCUGUCAUUGAUGGGCUCGGUUACAUUCGCUCACUUCUAUGUUUUACCGAUAUCCCUUCCGAUCAUCCUGGAGGACCGGUAUGGGUUAUCGCCCUCGGCGGCAGGUUCGGCCUUUUUAGCCAGCGGCCUUGGCAGUUUCGUCACCGUUGUGAUCUGCAACUUGUACCUAGACAAGAUCUAUCUCAGGCUCCGCGUUGCCAACAACGGAGUAGGCCUUCCCGAAUACCGGCUUCCAAUGACUAUCGCCGCCGCCUUCAUGCUGCCGCUGGCUUUGGUACUGUACGGCUGGUGCGCUGAGUGUAAGCUGCCUCUGGCACUCUUCCUCGUGUCCGUCGUCUGGAUCCGCAUGUCCAUCGUUAUGGCGAUUCUGCCACUGAUGGCGUAUGUGGUGGAAGCAAGUAGCCUCUACUCGACGUCGGCCCUAGCAGGUAUUGUCGUAACCCGAUGCUUGGCCGGCGCGUUUAUGCCACUCUCUACAGCGCGUACGGUGGAACGUCUCAGCUACGGCUGGGGGUUCACCGUGUAUGGUGUUGCCAGUCUUGUUCUCGCUCUGAUUCCUGCACUGGUUCUGCGUUAUGGGCCUCUAUGCAAGCAGCGCGCCGUGUAUGAAAUAGCUACGUCAGGAUCAUAA
Durotheca rogersii is the source of this 1386-nucleotide messenger RNA. Its product is annotated as major facilitator superfamily domain-containing protein. The record is from RefSeq and is a predicted model, not a curated record. Bases 1 to 1386 code for a protein of 461 amino acids. The transcript has 5 exons. Gene Ontology annotation, biological process: transmembrane transport. Gene Ontology annotation, molecular function: transmembrane transporter activity. NCBI's taxonomy places the organism in Eukaryota, Fungi, Ascomycota, Sordariomycetes, Xylariales, Xylariaceae.